UCACAGGAAAAACAAACCUCCAGCUGCCCGGAACAGGAAGCGGGGAAAACUGGACUGUCUGGUAGUGGAUGCACUAAGGUCGAUCCAGUGAAUCUGUAAAUGUGUAAAGCAAUGUGUGUAGGUAUCCAAGCUAAUGCUCAGUGUCAUAACUACUAGCUAGCAGAUUAGCUCAGCUGCUCAGUCUCGUUAGCCUUAGCUACGCUAAUACCGACGAAGUCAACACAACACAACACAACACAACACAACACAACACAACACAAGACUGGGGAUCGCUACCGUACUAAUAACUGAACUGGGAUAUCACGUAGAUUUCCUGUCUUGUCUAUCUAUCUGACGUUUUUUAAUACAUGCAGUAGAUCCUAGGACUAGUUGUCACAUUUUGUCGUGGAGCUAGUAAACAAAGGCUGAAUUGCAGUAAUCACCACGACAGUCUGCGCAUGUAAUAAUAUAUUUGAUCGACCGACUUUGGUCCUUAAAUAAUAAAAAUCUAAAUGUUUAUAGUGAGUAGUUGUAAUAAUAUAGUAUAUAUAUAUUUCUGAUUGUUACUGAUAAAUGACAUUUCUACAACAUUCCUUUGUUGUAGUAGUAGUUGUUGUUGUUGUUUUCACUUUUAUAUACACACGCAUGUCUUAACAUCUUUUUAUUCCAGCUUCAGCAACACUGUCCAUUAAAGAAAAACAUUGUGUGUCUUUAAUAUUCAGGAAACCUCUGUUUUACCAAUUAAUUGAACAAUUUAAAGAAAUGUAUUACCACAUAAAAUGUAACAAAGUUAGCAACUUUACCACUGCAUUUACUGAUUUGGAGGAGAAGUCCUUUGAAACAUCAAUUGUCUCCAUUUCCUGCUUUGUUUUGUUUAAAACCACCAUAGUGCAAUUGGUACAUACCUUUCAUUAUAUGAAGUGUAAUAUUUAUUAACCGGAAACAUAAAAAAAAUCCCUAUUUUGAAAUACUUUCAUGUUCCAUUAUUGGUAUUUUGAGUACUGUUUAGAGAAUAUUAUUCUAUCACUGAUUUAAGAAUAUCAUUUUUAUUAGGUCUGAGAGACAAGAUGGAUGAAGCACUGAACUGCUCCCUUUUGACAGGUCAGCAAUUGGAUCUAUCUACAUUUCCAAAGAGCACUGAAAAAACUGCUCAAGAUUUCCAGGCAUCAGUCUCAAACUAUGUGUCGACAAACAAAGGCCAAAGAGUUUCCCUAAAGAAACCAUCUGGUGCCAAAAUGAGGAUAGAAGAUGUUAACGGCACCGUUUACAGAGAGGAUGAGGAUAAGAUGUAUGCAUGGGGAAACUUUUUCCUUCCUGAUCCUGUCCACAUGCAGGUAUUUGCUGUGGUAGAGAAUGCCUCAUGUCUGGAUGAGCAGCCCAUUCUAAUGACCUGUAAGGACAAACAGGUGUAUGCCUACAAUGACGAGUGCCUGCAUUUGGUGGCUAAAGAUCUGGAGGAGCUACUUGAGGAGGGGUUAAGAUGGCCGGCAUACGAAAAGUAUUACGAAGGGGAUGCCUUCAAGCAUAUGACGGAGCAGGACUGGGCUAAAGAGAUGCAGAGUCCUUUAGGGAAGAAGCUGGAUGAGGAGCAUCGUGAGCUGGUGGAGUCGUUUGAACCUAGAAUUAUGGAAAUCCUCAGAAACACCAGAUCAAAACAGGAUUUGACAUCUGACUCCACUGAUGAAAGAAGUUGUAUGUUGAGUGGUGCAGGUAGUUAUAUGUAGACUAGACGGAGGAGGACUGGGCUAAAGAGAUGCAGAGUCCCUUGGGGAGGAGGCUGGAUGAGGAGCAUCGUGAGCUGGUGGAGUCGUUCGAACCCAGAAUUCUGGAGAUUCUCAAGAGCACCAGAAAUAAAAAGUAAUUGACAGCUGACGGGACUGUGUUCAUUGAGUUUAUAUGAUAUGUGUUUGUAAACAUUGUACAAAUAAAGCACUUUUGCAUCUUCUUUGAA
Messenger RNA from Betta splendens (Siamese fighting fish), 1930 nucleotides. RefSeq lists its product as uncharacterized. The transcript has 7 exons. Lineage: Eukaryota; Metazoa; Chordata; Actinopteri; Anabantiformes; Osphronemidae. The record is from RefSeq and is a predicted model, not a curated record. The coding region runs from base 1047 to 1703 and encodes 218 amino acids.